AUGUCUCUUAUUGAAGAUUGCGAGGAAGCGAGGCGUACUGCAAGAGCUGUAACUGUUGGAAAUGAGAAAGAUGGAGAAGAGGUGAUGUGCUUCAUUCAGGCGAUAGCACAGAUCUUGGUGACGACUCUUCAUUCGAACGACUCUAGAAUCCCCGUUGCAUACACCUCGCUACUUUCAUUCUGGCUUUAUGAAGACUUUGAAGCGGUUGAUGAUUUUUUGCGAGAUAUUGAUUCAGUGAAAGCCAUCAUGUCGGCCAUUAUGAGUAGCGGAUCUAAUGCAACCGAUUUGGCAGAUUGUUCAUGCUUCAUACUCAUCGGCAUAGCAUUCGAAUUCUCGAGGCAUUCUUCGCCUUUUCCUCGGUCAGAAUUUCAUAAUAUCAUUGUGAAGUCAUUGGGUGCCGAUAACUACGCUUUGAAGGUGAAGAAGAUGUUCCAUAAAUAUUUGGAAGGUACAACUAACGAUUUGUUCACCCAAGAAAUUACUAAAGAUGAGACUGGUCUUCCUAAAGUCUUCCUCAUACCUCAGUAUUUACAUCUUCUUCAAGAUAACGCAUACCGAAUAAGACUGGCAUUACUUCACGACCCUCAAAGGGACCCAAUCCUCAAGGUUACAUAUGAGAUGUUCGAAGAUCUAAGGGAAGAGUACGAAAGCUUAAAAGCUUCGAGUGAUGCACGUGCAACGGAGCUUGAGGACAAGUUAAAGGAUUCACGACAAUCUGUGAUUGACUUGAAAGCAACUUUAGCAGAUGUUGAACGAAAGCUGACAAGCGUAGAAAGCGAAGCUCAGAUGCUCCGCAAAUCUAACGAAGAGAUGAAGACAAAAAAUGAAGACCUUUACUCAAGAAUGAAAGUGGUGGAAGACUUACAAAGCAAACUGAGUAAUGAUUUGACGAAAUGCAAGGGCAAUCUAGAACAUACUAAUAAAGAGAAAGCCGUGCUUCUCAGAGAUUUCAAAGACCUAGAGACUCGCUUCAAGGAGGCUAGUGAUGGAAAACAACUUGCAGAGAAUGGUAUUAACAAGAUGAACAAGGAGCUUAGGAGUCUAACAGAGAGUCUCAAAACAACUGAAGCCCAACUCGAAGCUGUAACUAUAGCUUCGCAGCGUGCCUCCAAACAAUCGCAGAAUAAAAUAGAACUGCUCACUUAUGAAGUUAAGAGGCUCCAAAACACCAAGUUGGGGAAUGAAAAUAAAUUUGGCAAUGGCGAGGAUGAGCUACGCCGAGCGCAACAGAGCAUACACCACUUGCAGAUGAAGCUCAAUGACUGUAUAGCUGAGAAAGAUGGAAAAGCAUUUGAGGCUAAGACUUUGAUGGAAAAGCUUAAAUCAGCAGCACUUAUAGUCAACAACUUAAAAAAACUGUUGUCUGAUAAGGAAUCAGAAUUAGCUGAGAUGAAGACGCGAUGGGGCGUGGAUUCAUCCCAAAGGUCUGGAUACGAUGACGUCGUACCGGUGGCGGACAAUACCGAUUCGAAAGCGAAGGGUUCUUUCGAAGCUUUGACAAUACAAGGACGCUCUAUUGAUAGUUCACCAAGCUCCAGCGCCGCAAGUGAUGAUCUAAGAACGACUAUCAAAAAUUUGAGGCUACAAAAUGAAGAGCUACAGGUCUCCAUGACACUGGAGAAGGAUCGUUUCAGAGCUCUUCAAGGCGAUUUCGAUGAAUUAAUGCUCCUUUGGGAAAAUCUGAUGGCUAAGAAUUCAUUUUACAAAAAGCGACUCAUAGAGCUACAUGAAAACGUUUCCGGUGACGAAGAUGAAGAAAGUACAACGUAA
Candidozyma pseudohaemuli is the source of this 1770-nucleotide messenger RNA. RefSeq names its product Uso1p (gene USO1). The coding region runs from base 1 to 1770 and encodes 589 amino acids. The transcript has a single exon. The record is from RefSeq and is a predicted model, not a curated record. Gene Ontology annotation, biological process: endoplasmic reticulum to Golgi vesicle-mediated transport; intracellular protein transport; transcytosis. Gene Ontology annotation, cellular component: endoplasmic reticulum; ER to Golgi transport vesicle membrane; Golgi stack. Lineage: Eukaryota; Fungi; Ascomycota; Pichiomycetes; Serinales; Metschnikowiaceae.